CUAGCUGCAGAAAGUAAGACGCAGCGGGAACCGCUCAUCAAACUGAGGGCUGGGCUUUGUUUUCUUUUUUUAUUGGUAAUACCUUCAUUAACUGUAAAUGAUAACAGAGGAUGCCAAUGCCAGCAAUGACGUGGAUUUUACUUUUUGAGGAUGGACAAAACAAGCGAACCUCCUUCAGCUGGUAAAAGAAAGCUGUGUUCCACGAAAAGUGAAUCUUCGAACAGACAGCCAUCCACAACAAAGGUUGUAAACGAGCGAACAGAAAACCAAGAUUCGCCUCCAGUCAUGGAUCUGAAAACAAAGCUUAAAUUAUGGUUUGUAAUGGGCGUCAUGUUUUUCUAUGACAUUGUGACGUUCCCAGUGUACUUCCUACUUCUUCAACCAUGGAAAAGGUGGAAAGCAGACAGAACCGUUUGGGCAAAACACAUUCGGGAAAAUGACCCAUACAGUCCUUGUGUUCGUCUUGUUCGUCACUGCAUUAACCCUUUGGAUGGAAUUAAUACUCUAGAUGAGCUAUUCAGAAUGUCUGUGGUUCGAUUUGGAACAAAGAAGUGUCUUGGAGUACGAGAAUUGCAAGCUGAAGCCGAUGAAUACUACAGAAAUGGAAAAGUAUUUAAGAAGGUACGGUUAGGCGAAUAUAAAUGGUAUUCUUAUGUGGAUAUUGAACAAAGAGUUGAAAAUCUGAGCAAAGGCUUGUUGGAAUUAGGACUUCAACCAAAGAAACAAAUAGUGAUAUUUGCUGAAACUAGGAUAGAGUGGAUGCUGGUGUGCCAAGUUUGCUUCAGAAUAAAUGUGCCAGUGGCUACUUUGUAUGCAACCCUUGGUGAAGACGGAAUUGUUCACGGAAUCAACGAGACGGAAGUCACACACGUCUUCACUUCUCAAGAAUUGCUGCCCAAACUAAAAAAAAUAAUCGAAAAAUGUCCAGCAGUAACUCAUGUAGUUUAUUUUGAGAAUAUAAGACCUGUUGACACAACUGGCUUUCCGGAGAGAAUAUCGAUCAUUUCGUUUUCACAAUUGGAGAAUAUGGGAAAUAACUGUGAUCCAAUUUCGAAACCAGAUCCACCAGAACCUAGUGAUUUGGCUGUAAUCAUGUACACGAGUGGUUCGACAGGUAUACCCAAAGGUGUUAUGCUAACUCAUAAAAAUAUGGUCACGACAGCUACUGGUUUGCUAGACUGCAUCCCCAAACUUGCACCUGAUGACUCAUACAUUGGAUACCUACCAUUAGCCCAUGCUUUUGAAAUAGCUGCUGAGUGCUUCUUCUUUGUCAUGGGAAUACCAGUUGGAUAUUCAUCCCCUCAUACCUUUACUGAUAAGUCUACUGCCAUUAUGCCUGGAUGUAAGGGUGACACCUCUUUGCUUAAACCUACUAUACUGACAGCAGUUCCAUUGAUGCUUGACAGAAUAAGGAAAGGAGUGAAUGAAGUCACCGGCAGUAAAGGUCCAUUUGCCAAAGAAUUCUUUAAAUAUGCUAUCCAGUACAAAUUGUUUUGGUUCAGAAAAGGCUUCAAUACGCCGCUUUUAAACAGGCUUGUAUUUAAGAAAAUAAAGAACAUGGUUGGUGGAAACGUUCGUAUAAUUGCCUGUGGGGGCGCUCCUUUAUCACCAGAUACCCAUGACUUUAUUCGUAUGUGCUUAGACGUUCAAAUGAUCCAAGCUUAUGGCAUGACAGAAACUGCAGCUAGUGCCACCAUUAUGGCAAUAAAUGAUCACAGUACGGGCCGUGUUGGAGCUCCAUUGAGCAACUGUUACAUCCGUUUAGUUGACUGGGCCGAAGGAAACUACCAUGCCACGGAUAAGCCAAACCCCAGAGGAGAAAUAGUCAUUGGAGGUGAUUGUGUCACGUUAGGAUAUUUCAAGAAUGAACCAUUGACCAAAGAAUGUUUCAAAGAAGAGGAUGGUGUUCGUUGGUUUUACACUGGUGAUAUUGGUGAAUUGCAUCCUGAUGGAACUUUUAAGAUUAUUGAUAGGAAAAAAGAUCUAGUGAAACUACAAUAUGGUGAAUACAUCUCUCUUGGAAAAGUUGAAGCAGAAUUGAAAACGUGUCCCUAUGUCGAUAACAUAUGCGUCGUAGGAAAUGGAUUGCAUGAUUAUUUAGUAGCAUUAAUUGUUCCAAAUGUGCAACAGCUCAAAACACUUGCCACUUCUAUGGGUAAAGAAGAUGCAUCACUGAAAGAACUAUGCUGUGAUCCAUCUGUAAUAACUGCUGUGUCUAGAGCAGUUGUGGAACAUGGGCAAAAAAGCAAAUUGAUGCGUACUGAAAUUCCUACAAAAGUGACCUUAUGCCCAGAGGAAUGGCAACCAGAAACAGGACUGGUCACAGCAGCUUUCAAAAUUCGAAGGAAAAUGAUUGAACAGUACUAUCAGAAGUCGAUAGACGAAAUGUACAAUCCUACUUUAAACGGAACUUCGAAGUCAACGUGAUUUACGUCCAAUUUCAUGAACGUUUUGUCAAUGCAAUUUAAGGACUAAAGAAAGCGAGUGUUGAUAUUUUGUCUGUGCAAUGAAGGAAAUAGAAACUGUUAAAUAAUUUGCCCAGAUAUGAAUUGAAAACACGAAGAUUGAAAAAUGAUUUUCUGUGCGUUCGUGUUAAAACGUCUCGCUAUUGUCCUUCAUGCAUUUCUGGCAUUUUCUCGGCUAAAGCAUACGAACGAGAGCAUUUAUUAAACGCCCAAAUCAACUUAUACAUUAUCAGACUUUAUAUUCCAGUAAGUUAUACAGCAAUUUUUAUGCCAAAAAAUUGUAACUUUGGUCACAAAAGCUUUAAAAGUUGUAUUUAAAAUUUUAUGGUGGAAUUUGUGUGAAUGGUGUAGUGAUAUGAAGUUUAUAAGGCUUGAAAUGGGGAUUAAAUGUGGAUCGAAAAUGCAUGGGCGAUCAUCUUCAGAAUCGCAUCAUUUUAUGUAUUACAUUCUUUACAAAAGAGGUUGUUAGAUUUUGUCGAAGAUCUUAUGCUGAAUAUUUGAUAUUUCAUGGUUCUAUUCUUAAAAAUAUUUCAUGUUUACAAAGGUUUUACUAAUCAUAUUUGUACAGAUGUUUUACUUUGUGAAUAAAUUGUUAUAUUUUGUAAA
Molecule: messenger RNA, 3071 nt
Organism: Uloborus diversus
Lineage: Eukaryota; Metazoa; Arthropoda; Arachnida; Araneae; Uloboridae
Gene: Acsl
Product: long-chain-fatty-acid--CoA ligase 4-like
Exons: 18
Coding region: 151-2427 (758 amino acids)
Biological process (GO): neuron differentiation; long-chain fatty acid metabolic process; long-chain fatty-acyl-CoA metabolic process
Cellular component (GO): lipid droplet; plasma membrane; endoplasmic reticulum
Molecular function (GO): palmitoyl-CoA ligase activity
Source: RefSeq, a predicted model, not a curated record